GCGUGUGUUCUAGGCACGAAAGUGAGGAGCUCCGUCUUACCACAGCCAUUUGUUCGAAUUUCGCACGUUUUAUUGUAGGGAAAAGUUAAUUCACUUCAAAGUGUACGUAAAACCGCGCUCUGUACAGCACGAGUUGUACUGUUUGUUCACUGAUAAAGCGGCGCCAAUAAUACUUUCACAGCACUUACCUUCCGACGUCACGACGGCUCGCAUUAAGAACAAAAUGGUUGACAAAAUCGAAAUGAGCCUUGAUGAAAUCAUCAAGUCCCAGAAAUCGAACCGUCCGCGCGGUGGUGGCCGUUCCGGUGGAGCAGGCCGUGUGAAUCGCCGUGCGGGAGCAAGCGGCGCUGGCGGAAAUUCACGAAACGGUUUCCGAUCGGGUGGUCAACGCAAUGGUGGUGCUAGCGGCGGUGGCGGAGUCCUCAAGGGACGCAAUCGUGGCGGAAUCUCCCGGGCACGCUACGGGCGGGGCGACGUGAACAGCGCAUGGAAACAUGAUAUGUAUGAGGGACCACGUAAGAACCGUCUGUUGACGUCGGCCGGAAUCAGUAGCAUUGGCGGUGCAGGCGGACCUGGUGGUGUAUCGAAGCUGCUGGUGUCGAACCUGGACUUUGGCGUGUCGGAGACGGACAUCAACGAGCUGUUUGCCGAGUUUGGGCCGCUGCGAAGCGCUUCAGUACAUUAUGAUCGAUCGGGAAGAUCGCUUGGUACGGCAGAUGUGGUCUUCGAAAGACGUUCGGAUGCAAUAAAAGCGAUGAAGCAAUACAAUGGAGUACCUUUGGACGGUCGCCCGAUGAGCAUUCAGAUGGCAACGUCGGAAAUUCCAUCCCCACGCCUUCCCCGUCCAGCUGCACCAGCGGCAUCUUCUGCCCGUUCCCCACGUAAACCGGCUGGUGGUCGAGGUGGCGGUGCUGGUAAAGCCCAGGGAGGCCGUGGUGGUCGUGGUGGCGGUAGCGGCGGCGGCAGACGUCAACCUCGCGAAACAAAAACGGCCGAAGAGUUGGAUGCUGAGCUGGAUGCCUACACCAAAGACAUGAAGUAAAGAGCAUUUUUCAGGCGCGAGACUGUUCUCCAGAAAGUGGUUUGCUGCGUAACACCCGAACACCGCCGAAUGAAAUAUGCAUCGCGAGCAUGUUUUCCGUGCAGCAGCGGAAUCACCUCAACGGUGCUGUGUGCGUGACACGUAGCCACCUAAGCCGGCAGGAUACGUUUAAUUUGACUUUAUUUUAACUUCAUUCUUAACGUCUUACAUGACUUGUACAUAGCACAUAGUAAACUUCUAAUAACAUCGAUUAGUUUGAACGCCGUUUCGGUAGGAGAAGCAAUUCGGGAAGUGGGAGAAGUAGCGUACUCCAUCAACAGCACAUAAAUUAAUAUCAACAGCGUGCCCAUUGACAACAUACGUUCAGUUAGAUCUAAUAUGACAGUAACCACACGGUCGAUGUGUGUGGUAUGAUGGACAACAUGGCGUACAUUCAGUUUGCCAUGCAAAAUGGCACGCACUUAUGGCCCGUUGGAUGGAAUGGAUUCAUAGUUAUUAACCCGGAUAUAUGCUAGUUAAGAUACGUGCGUACGUGUUCGUUCGAUCACCUUCACAUUAAAAAACACAACGCGUCAACAGAUAAUCCUUAGUUGUACUAAGAUAGUUAAAUUGUAGCGCGCAUCUCCGCAGUGAGCGGUGUGUGUGAGUUUAGAGGAGAGUAAAAAUGAAGCGCAAUACAAUUAGAAAACGAUUAACCACGCAUCAUUAUGCCCACCACGAGGGCACCACACACUAAUGUACUAAUGUACCGAAGAAAGAGAACUUUCACGUCAGAUAUUCGUACAUCUGUAACACAGUUCUCCUUGUAAUCGUUAUUUUUUUCUUGAACCAUUCUAUGCAUUAACGAUUGUUUGUUUUGUCCACAAAAAUUAUCCCACACAGCCAGGGAUAGGAAAAACUCAAAACAAAGGGAUUUUUUGUUGCAAAAGAAUCAGGUCAAUAAUGCAGCCUCUAUGCCCUUUUAUUGCGCGCGUUUUUGUAACUGUUUUUGGUUGUGAGCCCAAUCUUUUCCAAAUCCUUAUCACUUUUCCUGGUUUCUUUUAUUUUCUCUAUGAAAAGCGCUCAUUACUCAUCAACCGCAUAGAAAUAUGAACAUCUCACAUUCGCCCUUACCAUUUCGGGUGCGUUUCAGAUUUAGUAAGGACGAAUUUAUAACUAUAGGCGCUGUGUGGUUAAUAAUGAAAAUACAGGCUCAACUAGCGAAUGGUUGCGCGAGAAACAAACAAGAUGAAAUAAAACUCUUGAAGGCAGAAAAUGGAGU
Messenger RNA from Anopheles moucheti, 2303 nucleotides. RefSeq names its product THO complex subunit 4-A (gene Ref1). Gene Ontology annotation, cellular component: nucleus. NCBI's taxonomy places the organism in Eukaryota, Metazoa, Arthropoda, Insecta, Diptera, Culicidae. The transcript has 4 exons. Bases 224 to 1042 code for a protein of 272 amino acids. Gene Ontology annotation, biological process: mRNA export from nucleus. Gene Ontology annotation, molecular function: mRNA binding. The record is from RefSeq and is a predicted model, not a curated record.